This is a messenger RNA of Drosophila kikkawai, 867 nucleotides long. It is a transcript of the gene Cpr49Ab, whose product is annotated as Cuticular protein 49Ab. The record is from RefSeq and is a predicted model, not a curated record. NCBI's taxonomy places the organism in Eukaryota, Metazoa, Arthropoda, Insecta, Diptera, Drosophilidae. Gene Ontology annotation, cellular component: chitin-based extracellular matrix. Gene Ontology annotation, molecular function: structural constituent of chitin-based larval cuticle.
CGUCUUCGACGAUGUGGCUGCGUGUAACGAUCGCUCUUCUCUUGGCCUGCGUGGCCAUGGCUCUGGCCCAGGGCGACGGACGCUAUCGUCCUCCACCCACGCGGGCUCCCGCCGGCGGAGACGGACGCUAUAGAGGCGGCAACGAUGGCAGGUACACGGGCGGCAACGAUGGCCGGUAUCGGGGAGGCAACGAUGGCAGGUACUCUGGAGGGAAUGAUGGACGCUAUGUCCACCAGGACAACAAGUACCAGCACGACGAUCGUCCUGGCGGGGCUUACUCGGGCGACCAAGGACGGUAUGUGGGCGACAAAAACAGAGGCGGCGGCUCUGGUGGAGGCGGCGGAGGAGGUGCAGGAGGUGGAGCAGCGUCCGGCGGAGGCGGGGCUUCUGUGCCUAGAGCCACAGCCAGACCCAAGCCGCGUCCUAGUACUCCAGCUCUACCUGCGGUGCCCGAUCCCACUGCCAAUUUACCCAAGGGACGGGGCACUGGCGAAGGCGGCAACGGUUGGGCCAUUAUCCGUCAGGAGGACGAUGUGGAGCAGGAUGGCUAUCAUUAUCUCUGGGAGACGGAGAACGGCAUUCUGGCCGAGGAGAGUGGACGCAUCGAGAAGCUGACUGAGGAAGAUGGCCUGCGCUCCAAGGGCUUCUACGAGUACACCGGAGACGAUGGCAUCCUCUAUCGCGUGGACUACGUGGCAGAUGACAAUGGUUUUGUGCCUAGUGCUGCCCACCUGCCCACAGCUCCACCUGCACCGCCCUAUGUGGCCAAGUUGUUGGAGUAUCUCGAGGCGAAUGCCAAGAAGAAGAAGUAAAUGUAGAGUUGAAAUGUCAAAGGUUGAUGAAAUAAAUAAUGUGCCAUAAGUAAAA